AUGCAAGGCACGGGCCUGGACAAGAUGAACGACGGUGGGAGCGACCUCUCGAACCUAAACGAGGGCAGCACCACCACCGCCAGUGCCAACGUACCCAACGAAUCCAGCAAAAACGGCGAUAGUGGUGCUGGGAGUAGUGGAGGAGCUGACACAGGUUCCGGGACCUCUGACUCUGAUCCCCAGUACGUUGUCUUUACUGGCGCGUCAAACGCCAUGGUCUUUCUUACAGACCAAGAACGACCCGAAAUCUUGUACACUGUCAAAGAAAACACCUCGCUCAACUACCUAAUUUGGGAAGCUUGGGAUGGCAACAAAUACGCACCCAUCAGCAAUGCCACUUUCGUCUCGGAGAAUUCUGUGAAAAUUGAUGGACCCUUUGCCGAUGUUGCUCGCAACGGCGCAACGCUCAAUUUCACCUCGUUCCAUUCGACGCGCGCCAGCUUUACCAAUAACGCUAUGCGUCUCAUCAUGAAUUUCGAUGUCGAUGCCGAAAACCUCACCGGAAAUUCAUCGUCUGAGUUCUUCGCCGUCGUGGAUACCUCGGCUGCUAAAGCUGAGGCUUCGGCAGUCGUCAGCUCUGCAAAUGCUGAGUCGCCCACGGCUGAGGUUGUCAGCAGUGCUACGGCCACAGCAACUGACGCUUCAAAUAACACCGGUGGCAACACGGGCAGCACCGACACAGAAUCCACCACGUCUGCCUCGACCACCAACAACAGCAAACCCUCCAAGGGCGGCGGUGGUGGUCUCGCUACAGGUGCUAUUGCUGGAAUUGCCGUGGGUGCUAUCAUUGGUGCUAUCAUCAUUGGCGCCAUGAUUUGGUUCUUCCUCCGCAAACGCCGCCAGAACAAGAAGCUCGCAGGCGGCUACACUGCUACCGACUCAGGCAACGCUUAUAUAGUGGACAAGGAGACACAUGGCCGCACCACCGACUCACCCAACUCACCCUACUCUGAUGAGAAUGGCACCCACAACAUUCCUAUUGAGAGCACGGCUAGAGACGAACCAGCCAUCGCUCCGGUGGAGCGUGGCCUCCCUCGGACGUCUACCGGGGGCUCCCAGGGCGGACGCAGCGCUAGCGGUGCCCAGACACCACAGGGCGUGUCAACCAAUGUGGCCCAUCUUGUGGAGGACGGUAUGACGGCCGACGAGAUCCGCAGACUGGAGGAGGAGGAGCGGCAGCUAGACGAUGAAAUCGAACGUGCGGCGAGACGGUAG
Molecule: messenger RNA, 1215 nt
Organism: Ilyonectria robusta
Lineage: Eukaryota; Fungi; Ascomycota; Sordariomycetes; Hypocreales; Nectriaceae
Exons: 2
Coding region: 1-1215 (404 amino acids)
Source: RefSeq, a predicted model, not a curated record